Messenger RNA from Microsporum canis CBS 113480, 2055 nucleotides. RefSeq lists its product as hypothetical. Gene Ontology annotation, biological process: peptidyl-lysine monomethylation. Gene Ontology annotation, molecular function: protein-lysine N-methyltransferase activity. Lineage: Eukaryota; Fungi; Ascomycota; Eurotiomycetes; Onygenales; Arthrodermataceae. The transcript is spliced from 5 exons. Bases 1 to 2055 code for a protein of 684 amino acids. The record is from RefSeq and is a predicted model, not a curated record.
AUGUCUUUAGGCGAAGCAAAUGACAUGGUAGACAGCAGCCCUCCGGCUUCACCGCGUCAAAAGCUGGAAGCAGACGAAGAAUUAGUGAACUGGAUCACCAAGCUCGGUGGAGGGUUAAAUUCCUCCGUUGAAAUUUAUAGAGAAGCUGAAAAAGGAGCAUGUCUACGAGUCCGGGACAACGAGACACUGGAUGCUUCUACUGUUGUGGCUAGUUGCCCAAUUUCUGCAACUAUGUCUAUCAUCAACGUGAAGAACUUGGACCCCGAACUACCGCCUCAUGACUUUCGUUGCUCAGAGAGAUUGUCUCAGAGCGUGAGGAAGGCCGUUAUUCUAGCGUUUUUUGUAGCACAUCAACAGCUGAAAGCAAAAGACUCGCACUGGUGGCCAUAUCUAGCUACCCUCCCCAGAGCAGGUGAGCUGACAUCGGCUCUCUUCUAUCAAGGCGAGGAUCUCGAAUGGCUGCAAGAUACGAAUUUUUAUCAUGCCCGGCAAAUGUACCAUGACGCGGUGAAAACAGAAUAUGAUGCUGCGAUAUCUAUCCUACGAAAGGAGGGCUGUCCACUAGUGGAAUCAUAUAGUUGGAACAUCUUCUGCUGGGCAUACACAGUCAUCGCCUCUCGUGCAUUUACAUCAAGAGUAUUAGAGGCUUAUAUUUCCAAAAACCCGGCGCUCAGGCAAGAUGAUGAAUUUCAAAUUAUGCUUCCCCUCGUCGAUUCUUCCAACCACAGGCCAUUGGCAAAAAUCGAAUGGCGAGCAGAGGCUACUAGAAUAGGGUUGAAGGUCAUUGAUCCCGUUUCAGCCAAGGAAGAAAUCCAUAAUAACUAUGGGCCACUCAAUAACCAACAAUUAAUGGCAACAUAUGGAUUCUGCAUUGUUGAUAAUCCAUGCGACUUUAGAGAUUUGAAUGUGAAUGCUCCUCCAGGAACACCUCUGGCCAACGCUCGCCAGUUUCGAUACCAAGAAUUUCACGAGCCACAUGGAAAGCCUUUGGAAGAGAAAUGUUUCCUAUUCAACGUAUCCUAUCCCUUGUCUAGAAAUGAUUUGCUUGACGCCCUUGCCUUGACCCGAUUAACUACCAGGGAGUCCCUAAAUAUUGAAGUAACGGAGGGCCGUACCUAUGCAAACUUUCGCCAUUCAGGAUCUCGUGUCGUCCUUAAUGCAUUAUGUCAAGGCUCUGUUGAGCUUGCAUUUCGGAUUAUCAAAAUUAGACGUGGAGGAUACCUGGAACGACAGCCACAGAACGACAAGCAGAAACUUGCACAGAUAUACCGGGAAAGUGAAUGGCUUCUCUAUAUGACCGGCCUAGUAGUAUGUGAAUGGGCAAUUACCCGAGCGAGAACAUGGGAUCCCCGUGAAUUGGAAACACUAUUUCAGAAACAUCUCUCAUAUAUUCCGUCAUUGGUGGCACGCGAGCAUCUUGGAAAAGUUAUCACAGAAUUGGAAUCAACUGUCGAGCGGCCUGGUGAGCUAUUUCAUUCAAACGAUGUAUUGGAACUGCUAGACUCGACAGAUAUGAAAGUGCUGUUUGGGAAUUUCAUCAAGCAAAUGGUCGACUGUGUCAAUGAAGCUAUUGACCCUUCCACUCGAAACCUGGGGUCGAAUACGGUGGUCUACAGCAUAUUCCUGCUUAUCUGUUUUGGGGCAAAUAAAAUGAAGAAUGGUUCAUCGAGACACGCAUCCGAGGAUAUUUUCCCUAAGCGUGUUGAGGAAUACCUUAACCAGUUAAUUGACUGGUAUCCGGUGGUUGAUUCACAGGCUAUCUUAGACAACCUGGAGGAAGACGUGGAAGGCGAGAUAAGUUCGAUAUACUUGGCAAUAAAGGAGGCGAGAUUGAAAAGUCCUCAUAUUUUCACACCAGUAGAAGGGGUCGUGGGACGUUCUGAUGGGUGGCUAUCUGAAGACAUGCUGAGAUGGGCGGUUUACGUGGUCCAAGAGGAGGAGGUUACCGUCUUAAGAGACCCGCUAGAGAUGGUUUCCAGGGAGCCUGCCAAUGAGCCUGUUCGGAUAGUUACUGAUAGCUAUUUUUACGUGCCUCAGCUCCCUAUCAGUAACUAG